AUGUCUACAUUCGCUAGGCGGCGUAUUAUACAGGAUGUUGCUAGAAUAACUCGAGAUCCUCCAAAAGGCACCAGAGCGUUACCGUUUUCAGACAAUAUGAUGUACUGCCAUGCAAUCAUCAAUGGCUCUGAAGGAAGUAUUUGGGAGUGUGGUACUUUUCAUCUUAUAAUUAAAUUCUCCGAAGAUUAUCCUACAAAACCACCAAGCGUUCGAUUCCUGUCUAAAAUGUUUCAUCCUAACAUUUACGGUGAUGGUAAAAUAUGUCUUGACAUUUUACAAAAUCAAUGGACUCCUAUGUACGAUAUCGCAUCUGUUCUCAUGUCAAUUCAGUCUCUACUCAAUGACCCGAAUCCUAUGUCGCCUGCCAAUACAGAGGCUGCAGAAAUAUACACGGGAAAUAGACCCCUCUAUGAACGGAAAGUUAUCCAAUGUGUAGAAGAUAGCUGGGUUGUACCAGUUCUGACUGAAUCUUUUAUAGAUUAG
Molecule: messenger RNA, 483 nt
Organism: Theileria equi strain WA
Lineage: Eukaryota; Apicomplexa; Aconoidasida; Piroplasmida; Theileriidae
Product: ubiquitin-conjugating enzyme E2, putative
Exons: 3
Coding region: 1-483 (160 amino acids)
Biological process (GO): proteasome-mediated ubiquitin-dependent protein catabolic process; protein polyubiquitination; DNA repair
Molecular function (GO): ubiquitin conjugating enzyme activity
Source: RefSeq, a predicted model, not a curated record